Messenger RNA from Sceloporus undulatus (fence lizard), 4101 nucleotides. It is a transcript of the gene SMIM5, whose product is annotated as small integral membrane protein 5. Bases 432 to 674 code for a protein of 80 amino acids. NCBI's taxonomy places the organism in Eukaryota, Metazoa, Chordata, Lepidosauria, Squamata, Phrynosomatidae. The record is from RefSeq and is a predicted model, not a curated record. The transcript has 4 exons.
UUGUAAACUCUGAGUUGGGGAGUCUUUACUGACAGCAAGGCUCCAUUGGUGGCUCCCUUCUCUCCUUUGCACAUGUAAUAUGAGACUUCACAUCUCCAGGACGACUAACAACAAAAAAAAGAGAGGGAGGGAGGGAAAAAUGAGAGCCAGUAAGGAGAGACAGAGACAGCAAUUGGCUGUCAGCAGCAGGGACAACAGAAGCAGAACAAGGAAAGAGAUAGGAGACCAGAGGGGUUCAAAAAUGAGGAGAAGAGCAGACAUGAAAUGACUACAAAAAAACAAACACAGAAGUCGACAAAACCACCAGUCCUGCAACACUUCCUGGACUACCAUCUUGAACUUACAACAAAUCUCAUUGAAUAGAUUCUGCUUAUUCUGCAAAUGAGCAAGCUGCUAUACAUUGUGUCACAAAACGUGGGCUGAUCCAGACAAUGUCUUACAAGGACUUUCAGAAUGAACUCUAUGCUACUGGUAACAAGCUAUGGCUCAAGCUGCAGAGAUUGCCCAAGGCUGAACCUGUUGAAAUUGUGUGCUUUUUUGUCAUUAUCUUGUUCAUUGCUACAAUACUUUCAAUGAUGAUCAUAGCAUGCUGUUGUUGCUGUAGCCGUUGCUGCAAUGGAAGCCCUCACCAAAAGACGAGGAGAAUCCAAGUUCAGCCAACAGUCCAUGCAUAGGAAUGUAUUAAGAAUAGACUGUAAAAAGUAUAAGGAAAAAAAGAUGUGACCAUACUGGAUCCUGGCAGAGGAAAAGCCUUGUGCAUCAGUCUACAGAACAAGAUGACAGAUGAAAACACCAAGCAAAGGAAAAGGGAGAAGAGGAAGAGAUUAAACCUCAAAUGGACUAGGGUCUAGUGCCUUGGCCAUCAUAUGCAACUGAUGAAGUCAUGGAGUUCACAAGAUCUGUCUCCCUGUCCUGUUAGAAACAGUAAUGUUGUUAUCAAGACACUGAGAUGAGAGUGACACAGUUGGCCACAAUGAAAAACGAAAAACCAAAUCAGAAAAAUACCACAAAGAAAUUGGCAUGGAUUAGAACAAGUUCUACUUCUUGACAUGGGAGAUUUCUAGAGAGAUGCUGAGUAUCAGGACUACGCAUUGAACUCCAAACUACGUGCAAAUGCUCAGCAGAACAAAUUGUAACAUGAACAGUGGUUUGUCUUGCUGUUCAACUGUCCAUAGCCAAGAACACUAAAUCAUAUGUCCGACUAAAUCACUAAUACAGGAGAAAAGACAAUGCAGUCUUGCAGUUGACCCAUAAUCUCAGAGGCUGCAAAAUAAAAACAACAGCAAUCUCCCUUCUUUUAGCAACGACAAUGCCAAAGAGAACAAAUAUGCUUAUUUGCAAUUGUCAUUGCCUUUCCAUAUAUGCAGGUGAAAGGAUACUGAAUGUUUAUAAUACUAUGUUGUUUUAUGUGCCUACCUUAAAGUGACUAUCAUUCUCUUCCCUUAUCUUUGUAAAGGAAAUUUGGUAUUUUCGUUUCCCCUCACAAAAUUCUCUGAUUUGCAUGUUAUAAACCAGUUUUAGUACAAAGAAAAUGGAAUAAGCUAAGAACAUUUUCUGGGGGGAAAUAUUCUAAGGAAUAGUUUAUAUUUGUAGCAGUAACGCCACACUUAAGGCAGUUUUGGCAGGAGUGCUCCCAAGAAAGGAAUAAAGACAACCUUUCAUUUCAGAGUCUCUUAUAGGUUACUCAUAAAAGGGAAGCUAAAUGCACCAUUCAUUGUGGCCAGUAGUUUAAAGUAUAUUUAUCCAGACCAAGAUGACAAAUUACAGAGAGGGCUGUGUUAAUUCAAGAAAUGUGUGCAGCAGCUGGCUGGUGGUAUUAUGACAAAUAGUAAAGCAAAUGUACAGCCAAGAAUGAGCUGCCCAGCUAUGGUUUACAAAUACAGUAAAAGUGAAACCCCAUCAAGAAAGGCAGAUUCUCUGUAUAUCUGGCUUCUCCUCUAGGGAACUCCAGAUGACUUACUCAUGUACAAGGCAAACACAGUGGAGUCUGGCAUGUGUAAAUGGAAGCAGAAAAGGUGGAGAGGGAAAACACUGCCAUAAUCUAUUGAAUUAAAUGCACUGAUGCCAUAGUGACAGGAUUAGCAAGGUCAUCAGAAACUAAGAUGUUAUAUCUAGAAGCCUUCCUAUCUAGAUUAUGGUCAAGACUGUAGUGUACCAGAUUGGGGGGGGGGACCUGUCAAAACUGUAACAUACAACAAGCAGAUAAUAAAGAAUUAUCUAAAGAAUCUCACUGGGCUUUGCAGGUCUAAAUAAUACACUUUAAUUUUUAACUUGUAGGUUUUUUUUUUUAAAUUUUAAAGAGAUGCAUUUAACUACUCCUGCACGGCUAUAUAGUGAUUAUUAAGCAAGGAGCAGGGUGAUUAUCAAACAAGGAUUAUGUUCUGAAAGGGACAGAAUAAGCAGGAAGUGCUUACUCUAUGAAGUAACUGUUUUAAAGAAUUAUUAUUCUCCCUCCUCAUCAUGCUUUAAAAGCUACAAGAAGAAUAAGAAAGCCUUGUCAGUGUUCUGUUUGGGUGGUCAGCUUCAGUGUUUUCCCCCUUUGCCACCUUGAUAAAGACCACACUGGCCAGAUGCAACCAUUGACAAGAGCUGUCUGGUUCCCAGAAAAAUUAGUGUAUUGUUCCUCCAUUGGCUUUUGCAAGACUGAAGCAUCUAGACUUAUGUCUAUGCAACUGCAAUAAGGUCAUUAGAAAUUUUUCCUCUUAAAAAGUCAGUUCAUAAGAAAUGGACAGUACUGACAAUCGGAGAGUGAGGAAGCAGUGCAACUUUUCAGGGUAGAACAGUAGUAUAAUUUUUGUGCCAGCUAUACUGCCAACAGAUAAGUGCUAUAUCUCUUUUCCUAGAUCAUUAGUCAAUGAAGCUCAAGGUGUGCAAGUUACAGCUAGGGAAACAAUAGAGGAAAUGACACAUGUAGUAUUGUUAACUAAACUUAUCUUUGUGAGAACACUUGAAAAGCUAUGUUUAGGACUGCUUCAAUAUAAUAGAACAUUCACAGAAAACCACAGAAUAUGUGACUGCUCUUGACAGACUCUUUGGCUCUAUUGUACACUAGUGUCAAAUUCUUACAAGAUCUGUAACAAGUAAUCACCCAGAAGGAAUGGGUGUCAAACAUUGCUACUACCAAGCAUAACACACCUAAUCUCACAAAUGUCUAGUGGCAAGCUGUGGAUCCACAUGCUCAAGUGGAAGAAACAUAUCUGGUGCAACUAUUUAACAAACAGCACUUUUUUACUGCAUAUUUAAAGUCUGAGCUCCACAACUUUCUGACCCUUCAAGCUGUAGUUUCCCAUGUAUUUGGCAUCCGCUAUCUUCUCCAAUCCCAACCAGACUAGAAAAACAAACUGAUCAAGGCCUAGGUGGACUGCUUCUCUGUGUUCACUUUGUUGGGCACUUUUUACCCAGGCCUGCAUUAAAACAACAGUAAAUUUGUUCAUAGAUCCUUCCUGCUUGCUCUAUAUGCAUAUAUUAGUUCUUGUUUUUUAAGUUAAAAUUCAUUACAGACUGAUUAAAAGACACCAGCUUAUUUAUUCUGGGUGUGCCCUGUUUCAGGAGCCACUGUCUUCUGUGGUAGGGCCAAGACAAAAAUGUAGAACCAGCAAUCAUUCAAACAGCCAAAAUUAAUCUGACUUCACGUAAGACUGUUUGUUUAAAUAUGCACUGCCAGAACACAUCUCAGGAAAAGAAAGCAACACAGUACAAUGAUAAAACAAAGCUUUGGAUGAGCUAAUAUUUCUGUUUAUUCAAUGGAGAACAUUAAAGAGACAAUCUGUGCUACAAAUUUGCAGAGACUAUUAGACGGUUGUAGUUAAGAUCACCCAUGAUCUUUAAAAAAACAAACGAACCAGUAUUCUCAGGUGGCCAUUGGGAAAGGAACAUUCUGGAAAUGAGUAUUUAGCCCUUUAUUCUCAUGUCGAAUAACUGCAACUGUAUACCACCCAAAUUCUGGUGGGCUAAAACUGGCCUGGGAUGGGGGGAGAAGGGGGGGAGAGACAGUAUUAUUUACAUUGGGUAAAAACUAUGUAAAUAAAAGCUUAAAGUGUUGCUUCUUAAAGUCUUUUAAGUAGUUAACUGAGUCUGCUAAUUAAAGGGAAAGAAAUACUA